UUUUUAUAAAAAAGUGAUUGUAGAAGUCGAGUGCACGUUUUUCGAUUCUCAUUUCCGAUUGUCACUGUGUUAUUUCAAAAAAUUUCCAUUAAAAAAUAUUUUUUAAAAUGCGUGAGAAUACACCACCACGUAUUCAAGACAUCGAAGAUGAUGAAGACGUCGAGGAAGAUUAUUUAAUCGGUGACAAUGAAGAAUUCGAAGAAGUUACCAUCGAAGAUCUUGAAGCAAUGGUCGGUGGUAGCCAUGACCACUCUGAUGAUGACGAAGACAAUAACGAUGCCGAACCUGAACCUCGUACUCCAGUUCAAGAUGAUGCCAUUUUAACUCUACGUGGCCAUGCGGGUUCUGCAUUCACGUGUUCAAUGCAUCCAACCAAAGAUUGGGCUGUCACAGGAGGUGAGGAUGAUAAGGCAAUUGUUUGGAAUACCCAGACGGGAGAGAAAAUCCACACUGUCGAAGGACACAAAGAUUCUGUGAUAGAAACACACUUCAGUUCGGAUGGAAGUUAUUUGGCUACCGGCGAUAUGGCUGGAGAGAUAAUGGUCUUCAAAAUCUCUGAUGAUUUGACAAAAAUAUGGGAUUAUUCUAUGGGCGAUAUGUGUUGGAUGAAAUGGCAUCGAGCAGCCAAUGUUCUGAUAGCUGGUAGUGAAGCUGGUGAAAUUUACAUCUGGAGAAUACCAUCAGGCGAUUGUAAAAUUCUCCCAGGAAAUGGUGUUAAAUGUGAAUCAGCUGAGAUAACUGGUGAUGGUAAGAAACUUCUAGCUGGCUAUGGUAAUGGAACUGUCAAGCUUUGGGACAUCAAAUCAAAUUCCAUUGUGAUGGAAGUUGAAUUGAAUCAUCCAAUGGCACACAAAGACAAUGUCUCCACAGUUUCGUGUGACAAAGAGAAUCCAGUUUAUAUGACUGGAGGUGAAGAUGGAAAAAUCCUAUUCCUUACGAACAGUGGUCCUGUGGGUUCCGUUGAAGCUGGUGGCCCUGUUGAGUGUGUUGCGUUCUCACCAUCAGCCGAUUUCAAGGUAGCAGCGAGUGGUACUUUGCAGGGACAAAUUGCGAUAUGGGAUUAUCAGAAAUACUCAAUGAGAACCCAGUGUGAACACCAACAGAUUGAUGAUGGAGUAACUUCAAUGAAAUGGAUUUCCGACCACACAUUACUUGUGGGAACAAUUCAGGGAAAUAUCUUUGGUUAUGACGCGAGAAACGGUUCACGGAUUUUCACACUCUCCGGUCAUCUAGGUGACAUCUACGCCAUGCAGUACAAUGCACGAGAAGGAAUUGUGAUGUCAGUUUCAGAAGAUCAAACAGCCAAAAUUUUCAAAUGUCCAACUUUGGAAUGAGAUUCUAUUUUCCAGUCUUCUAAAUUGUUAAAUUAUUCCCUCUGUUUAGUUAUUAUGUAAAUAAUAAAAUAGUUUUAGAUCUUUAUUAAUAAAAAAAAAACAUAUUUUGUAACGCA
Molecule: messenger RNA, 1450 nt
Organism: Eupeodes corollae
Lineage: Eukaryota; Metazoa; Arthropoda; Insecta; Diptera; Syrphidae
Product: angio-associated migratory cell protein
Exons: 5
Coding region: 108-1334 (408 amino acids)
Molecular function (GO): protein binding
Source: RefSeq, a predicted model, not a curated record